Molecule: messenger RNA, 1572 nt
Organism: Fimicolochytrium jonesii
Lineage: Eukaryota; Fungi; Chytridiomycota; Chytridiomycetes; Spizellomycetales; Powellomycetaceae
Exons: 6
Coding region: 1-1572 (523 amino acids)
Biological process (GO): transcription by RNA polymerase II; nucleotide-excision repair; transcription by RNA polymerase I
Cellular component (GO): transcription factor TFIIH holo complex; transcription factor TFIIH core complex
Source: RefSeq, a predicted model, not a curated record
AUGGCAGGCCCACGCUUACAAUGCAGCGCCUCCUACCUCAAAAGCAUAGGCACCCUCACCUUUGGCCAGCGGGAGUUCAGCUGGACAGAGACAGGCGCUGACACUCCCGCACUGCGAGUUCCUUAUCCGACCGUCAAAUCAAUCGCACAAAACAAAAACCCCGCAAAACCCAUCCUCAAAGUCACCCAGUCUUCCCCCGACGACACCGAACAGCCCGAGGUCAACCACAACCUCACUUUCCUCGCACCCGACGCGGUCGAAAACAGAGCGAGAGUCAUCACACUCCUUGGAGAUGUUAUUCAGGCGAAUAACAGGACGAUCAAAGCGGUCGCGCAGCCUACGACGACGAAUGAGGAUUUGCAGAUCCGGCAUGAUAUCUUGAGGAAGGACGAGGAUCUGAAGCAACUUCAUGCUUCGCUUGUUUUGUCGAGGUUGAUCUCCGAGGACGAUUUUUGGGCGGCGAGGCAGGAAUUACUGGCGCAAGAGAAAUGGCAGCGGAGUCAACGAAAAGGGCCGACAGGAGUCAUUAUUGAACUCCGCCCGAGUGGGAAUGGGUCCGAUGGAACCGAAACAACGUACAAGGUCACCAAUGAGAUGAUCACGUCGAUACUCUCGCAGUAUCCGAUAGUGAAGCGCGCCUACGAUGAUACCGUAACAACCAACAAGAUAACCACCGAAGACUUCCUCCGCCGCUUCCUCGAGUCCAAGUACUACCAAAAACGGGCCGGGGCGUCCAUCAAAGCCAGCGACGAGUUCUUUGCGAAAUACGAGACCAAGGAUGACGAUGAUUACGCCGAACACCCCAAAGCGGCAAGCUACGAGAGUUCGAACUACCUUCUGGAUCUCGGCGCGCAAAGCGAGGACCAUACCGAGACCGGCAACCGACCAGACAGCACGAUGCGAGCCGGCGGAGUGAGAGCUUCUCUACCGCUCAUUCGACAGUUCAACCGCGUCUCGGAGGGUGUUUUAAAAUCGACCUUGGCGGGGCAGGCGUCGCUACCCAAGCCGGCGAAACCGGCCGAUGAGGUGUACAAGGAGUCGACCGAAUUGGACGACCUACGAGUAGAGCAGAAACAGGCCGCGAAAGCACUGAUGAUUGGCGACGUUAGCAAAUACUACCAUGCACAGGCUGGGAGUGCCGCGGGCCAGGAGGAUGUCACGGCCGUCUAUUCUGCUUCUUUCAAGCAGAGUUUGCGGCAGACCAUUCUAGGGUGGCAGCCACAAUUAGCGAAGACAUCGGUGUACCGCUCGAACGCGGACAAAGUCCUCAAACAACUCAACGAGAUGACACGGAAGCGAAAACGGGAUCAUCAACGUGGCGACGACAUCCCGCCCCCACCCGCAACCCUCCAAACCUACCAUCUAACAGCGACCGAACUCCUCCGCACCUUCUGGGCCGCCAAAAAGGCCCGCAACGACGCCAAGGCCGCGAAGUUGAUCACCACGCUUGAUGAGAUGGCGCGGAAUGCGAGGGCGGUUGUGGAGGCUGCUGAUGAGGAGGGGGGGCAGUCUCAGACGAUGUUCAAGGCGAUGCUGUAUGCGAUCGAGCGAGCGAAACUAGCGGCCGUUUGA